AUGGAAAAUUGUGGAGACUUCGACUCUGAUACUGAAGAAAUUAUUAGAGCUGUACAGGAAUCGACAGCAAUAGAUAUUGCAGAGGUGGUCGUAGCCACAGCUACAGAUAAGGAACUGCAGAAACUUAUAGAAUGCAUCGAAACCGAUAAUUGGAAUCAUGACGACAUCCGUCCAUAUAAGCCGUUUCGACUGGAGUUUUCAUAUAUCAACAAGUUGAUUAUGCGCGGCUCAAAACUGGUGAUUCCAGCCUCAUUGCGUGCUAGGAUGUGUGAAUUGGCUCAUGAAGGACAUCCCGGGCAAUCAAUGAUGAAAAGAAGACUUCGUGAACGUUGCUGGUGGCCUGGGAUUGACCAGGACGCAGUUAAAACUUGUGAAAAAUGUCAGGGUUGUCAAUUAGUACAAUCAUCGGAUCCUCCAGAACCAAUGAUGAGGCGGGCGCUUCCUGAAAAGCCGUGGAUUGAUAUUGCGAUAGACUUUUUAGGUCCUAUGCCAACUGGAGAAUAUUUGCUAGUGGUAAUCGAUUACUACAGCCGUUACAUCGAAAUCGAAAUAAUGAUUCGAAUCACUGCUCAAGAAACGAUUAAGCGUCUCAAACGGAUUUUCCGAACAUGGGGUCCGCCAAGGACAAUAACACUCGACAAUGCAAAGCAGUUUGUGUCGACUGAAUUUAAAGAAUAUUGUACAACAAAUGGUAUCCACCUUAAUCACACUUCACCGUACUGGCCCCAAGCAAACGGUGAAGUUGAAAGACAAAACCGGUCCCUCCUUAAACGGAUGAAGAUUGCUCAUGCCAUUCAUGGUGAUUGGAAAGCAGAACUCGACCAUUUCUUGGAGCUGUACAAUAACACGCCGCACACAAUAACCGGUAAAGCACCAAGUGAAUUACUCCAGGGAAGGAAAUUACGCUCUAAGCUACCUCAAUGGGAGGAUCUUGAAACAGUACCACCAGGCUCCGAUUUUAGGGACCAAGAUUCGGCAAAGAAGAUGUUCCAAAAAGAGAGAGAGGAUGCUAAGCGGCGCGCUAAACUAAGCAAUAUCGCCACUGGUGAUACUGUCCUUAUGAAAAAUCUGCUUCCUUCCAAUAAGCUAUCUACCAAUUUCCUAAACGAGAAAUUUACGGUAUUAGAUAGGAACGGUUCGAACGUUCAAAUACAAUCAAAUGGCUCUGGUAAGAUAUUCGAGAGGAACAUUGCACAUCUAAAGAAAUGGCGUAAAUUAUCUGAGACUGAGAUCGACAAACAAACAGCUGAAUCGAGUGAUACUCUAAGCGAUCCUCAAUCUUCGGAAACAACAGGGAUGCCGAGUUCUUCGUCACGCCCUUCAAGUCUAGAAGCGGCCCCCGUCAGACGAUCACUACGAACCAUUAAGCCGUCCGUCAAAUUCAGUCCUUAG
Molecule: messenger RNA, 1392 nt
Organism: Sabethes cyaneus
Lineage: Eukaryota; Metazoa; Arthropoda; Insecta; Diptera; Culicidae
Exons: 1
Coding region: 1-1392 (463 amino acids)
Biological process (GO): DNA integration
Molecular function (GO): nucleic acid binding
Source: RefSeq, a predicted model, not a curated record